GGGAGAUGGGUAUUCGAACCCCAAGUCCUCCCCAUAAGGUAAAUGGAGCAAUAUCACUAAGUUACAAGGCUCUUGGCUCUCAUGAGAGUUAAUUGAUUCUGUGAUUUGGGUUUUAGUUCUUUGUAUCAGCUCUACUAAAAUUUUGAUUGCCUUAUAUGUUCUUGUGUUCUUUUGGUCAUGAGGAUGAGCCACAGAUGGGUGAAGGGCUUCAAUGACAAUGUUUGACAAAUUUUACAGCUUAUUUUAAAGGAAGUCAUGAAGAAAGGAACAGAAGGAGUAAUGCCCUCAGAGAGGGAAGUUUUCAGCCUUUCAGGGCCAGUACAUCUCACAGCUGUUGACUGGAACAACAUACAUCACCGAAGAUCUAUUGCAGCCAGCUUGGUUCAAGGAGUGUACAUUCUUGAACGUGAUCGCCAGAAGAAUCGACAUGGAUCCCAAGCUCUUGCUCUACCUUGGUGGGACUGCUUCCAUUUCCAAUUAAAUCAUAUGCUCAUAGAUGAUGAUGACUUAUCCAUAUUUGGUGCUGUUUAUGAAUACAAAUACCCCUCUGCUCCAAACAUUCCACAAUAUGUUAUUGCCUUCCGUGGCACAAUCACCAAAUCAGACACAAGGUUACAGGACCUCAAGUUAGACUUCCAGUGCGUCCGUAACAAUCUUCACCAGAGUUCCCGGUUUCAACUUGCAAUGCAUUAUGUUCACAACACAGUUUCUUCAUCUAAAGGUGCAAGUGUGUGGUUGGCUGGACAUUCUCUGGGGUCAGCUAUGGCAUUGCUUGCAGGAAAGAACAUGGCCAAGAUAGGUUAUUUCCUUGAAACAUAUCUUUUAAAUCCACCAUUCUUCUCUCUCCCCAUUGAGGGGGGUUUCGAGGAUGAAAGAGUGAAGCUUGGAAUCCGCUUUGCAAGCAGUGUUGUCAAAGCAGGCCUCAGCCUUGCUGUAAAUGGUCGCCAACAUCAUAAGGCUCAAUCACAUGAUCCUUUUGUAGUGUUAUCUGCGUGGGUCCCUUACCUUUUUGUGAACCCAGCUGAUCCUAUUUGUUCAGAAUAUAUUGGAUACUUUGAACACAGGAAGAAGAUGGAGGAGAUUGGAGUUGGAAAACUUGAGAAGGUUGCAACAAGAAAUUCCAUGAGGAAUCUACUCUCCAGUGCAUUGAGAAUGGAUUCAGGUUCAGAAGCACUGCAUCUCCUUCCUUCAGCAUAUCUGACCAUUAAUAGGGGUCAAUUCCCAGAUUUUAAACGUGCUCAUGGAAUUCAUCAGUGGUGGAAUCCUUAUUUUCCUUGUCAAUCUAUGCUUUAUAAGUACAACACAACUUGAAUUGAAUGAAGGAGUGCUUUUUGUGAACAGGCCCAAAAGACCCUACCCAAUACAGCCCCCCAAGUCUGUCGAGGCAGAAUGAGUCUUGGCAAAGCUUCAGUCUGACCCAGAAGUGGCUCUAGGGAUGCUUCUUAUGCUUGAUAUGUUGUUUAUUUGCUUUUUAACAUGUGUGGAGCUUUCCAAAAUAAGAUUGACACAGUUUUUUUUUUUUUGGGUGAAUAAAAGCGGCUGAGUAUUUAUGUGA
Quercus robur (English oak) is the source of this 1555-nucleotide messenger RNA. RefSeq names its product GDSL esterase/lipase At4g10955-like. The coding region runs from base 256 to 1311 and encodes 351 amino acids. NCBI's taxonomy places the organism in Eukaryota, Viridiplantae, Streptophyta, Magnoliopsida, Fagales, Fagaceae. Gene Ontology annotation, biological process: lipid metabolic process. The transcript has 4 exons. The record is from RefSeq and is a predicted model, not a curated record.